Vollenhovia emeryi is the source of this 426-nucleotide messenger RNA. Its product is annotated as serine/arginine-rich splicing factor RS2Z32-like. The coding region runs from base 1 to 426 and encodes 141 amino acids. Gene Ontology annotation, molecular function: nucleic acid binding; zinc ion binding. The transcript has a single exon. Lineage: Eukaryota; Metazoa; Arthropoda; Insecta; Hymenoptera; Formicidae. The record is from RefSeq and is a predicted model, not a curated record.
AUGCGCUGCCAUAGGUGCCUCGAGAGGGGCCACACGAGGGUGACCUGUCCCAGCGCAGUGGACAGGAGCGGGAGGUGCUACCGGUGCGGUGAGACCGGUCACACCUCCCGCGAUUGCCGAUCUGCCUCCAAGUGCCCGCUUUGUGCGGACAAGGGCAGACCGGCGACGCACGUGCUGGGCGCAAAGUCUUGCGUCCAGCGGAACGUGCGCGGGAGGCCACCGGGGCGGCGCUCAUUGGAGCAGGCGCCUGCAGCCGGUGCCCCCCUCCCGGCCGAAAACCGGCCGAUGGAGGAAGGGGAGGAGACGGGGGGCGGCGAAAUGGGCGAGAGGCCCCAGCCGCAGCGUCAGCCGGCGCGAAAGGAGAAGGCCCCCAGUACAGAGGCCAUGGAGAUAGAGGCCCCAUCGGACGGGGGGGAAGAGAACUAG